Tuber aestivum (summer truffle) is the source of this 6970-nucleotide messenger RNA. Lineage: Eukaryota; Fungi; Ascomycota; Pezizomycetes; Pezizales; Tuberaceae. The record is from the annotation of a GenBank genome assembly.
GUGCACCGUCAGCUCUCCAACGUUUGGGCGGUUGUUACGGCACCCCACGAGCACAGUACGAGUACAAGUACGAGUACGAGUACCGUACCGGUACAGUACUGUACUAGCGGCGGCUUGUAGUAUUCCCGGUCGCUUGGGGCUGCUCCCUUCGGGGAAAAGUACCGGUACUGUACUCAAUCUCUUGUAUCCGUGCUCUCCCUUCCCCUCCGAAGAUCCCCCGAAGAUCCUUCUGUGAGAGGCUAUUCCGCUCUUUCCCACAUCCACCCACACCCCCACCUUCCAUCCUAUCCUGUCCUAUCCUUCGAGCCCACUGACUGCCUUGGUUCCCCUCUACCGGCACCUCCUCCUUGCCCGAUCUCUUUUACCCAGAUUUCCCCGUCCUGAGACCUCUCUGAUCCAUUUAUUCCGAGUCUGGCUUGAGUGACCGCAUCGACAAAAAAGGAAAACCACCGAAACUUGGGACAGCAGGCAAACGGCUAAUCAUACCUGCUGCAGGGUGGGAAAAGGAAAGCCGGCCUUCCGCAUCAAAUUCUCGUGAGGACAACAGGACUUGGCCCUUGUGCUAUUGAAAGGGAAAAUAGUGAAAGGGGGAAAGGGAUAAGCUUCCACGAACGUUUGGAGGUCGUGGAGCAUAAAAUUAGAAACACAGCCUAGGCACCAAAGCUCCCAUUACGAUCCAGGAAACGGCCCAGGUCAACAUCAACCAUACGCAAUUGACCCUCCUACUGGAACCCUAAUGGCUCUUCAACAUCAGACUAACGACAAGCUGGGUAAUGGGAGCCAGGAAAGGGAUGCCAUGCCACCCGUUGUUUCCUUCCGCGAGGAAGCAGAAACCGUUCCCACCUUCAUCCUCCCCGACGACCACACUUCGGACGAUCCACCGGGGAUGGGUCAGCGGCUUGACAUCCCCCCUCCUGACUUUCAAGAGUCGUCUCUGCAGCAUCGCAGGUUGAGCCUAUUCGAUUACACACCCUUUUCCUUGCCUCCAUCCAGAGUACGUUUCCCCCACACGCAGCCACACUUGCACCCCCCCUCCACUUGUGCUACCCCUGCAUACGAACCUCCUUGAGCACUGGAGCACGUUUUCGUUGCUUCUGCAGGGCCAAGCGUCGUUCGGGGUUUGCUCAACAAAUAUUGAUCUGUCAUGGAUUCGAAACUGACAAGUCCUUCUGAAAAUUCGCUGUCAUAGGUGCCAACCAUUGAGAGUGUCCUUCCUCCUCUUCCAUCUCCUGCUCCUGAUCCAACCUCCUCUCCUUCUCUUCAGACACCUCAUUCGGAUUCGGAAGCUCCGAUCACUUCAUUGCUAAAACCAAUGCAUUCACCACCGCUCACUCCCGCUUCUACUCAUGACCGGGGUCAGUUCAAGCAUACACGUUCCGAGGAACUUCGGGUGCCCGGAAGCCAAGCACCGAAACCAGCCACGGGGGACCCGGCAACUGUGACUCCGCAAACGUCUCCACCUCGACCUGGGUCCACGAGAACUGCAUUGUCAAGACUGGAUGCGGAGGGUAAUAGCUCAAGACCACAUUCAUCAAGUUCGUCCCAACCUGGCUUGACUGAUGCUGAACCCUCCCGAAGACAUAAUGCAGCCUUCGCCAUCGGACCUCCUGAAGGCUCCGAGUCAUCCUCGCGGGAUAAUAGCCCUUUGGGCACACCUAUAGAGGCCGGAGCUCGCACGCCCAUCUUCCAACCUCCUUCGAGGCCCUUUACUCCAGCCGGCGAACUCGAUGACCCCUACGCUAGAAGUAAACGACCUCCCCAGCCGAAGAAGCUGGAAGAUAUUGAGCCCCGAUUCAAGUUUGGGAAGGGAGGCCGGCAUCACGGUUCGAGUUCGAGUCUUUCCUCGGUUGGCGGAGAAGCUCGAUCGGAUAAAAAGCACCACUCUCAUUUCUCGCUUCACUCACUCGGGAAACAUCAUGACGACAGUUCCACUCUUGGUUUGGGAAGCAGGAAGGGUUCCAUGUCCGAUCUAAAGAGAUUCUUCAGGUCAUCCCAGAAACGGUCUCAGUCACCCGGCGCUAGCUCCAUCCGAAGCUCCAAAUCUUCUGUUAGUCAGGUCUCGUUGACAGCACCGUUUGCCGAUGACCACGGCCUUUCGAAGAAGUAUGGGCGUUUCGGAAAAGUGCUAGGCUCGGGGGCUGGUGGCUCCGUACGUUUAAUGAAGAGAGCCAGCGACGGUGUUACAUUUGCCGUGAAAGAAUUUAGAGCCAGGCACCCGUAUGAGUCUGAGCGGGAAUACGCAAAGAAGGUGACGGCCGAGUUUUGCAUUGGUUCUACUCUACAUCAUGGCAACAUUGUGGAAACACUGGACAUUGUCCAUGAGCGAGGGAAAUGGUACGAGGUUAUGGAAUACUGCCCAUACGACCUCUUCGCAACCGUUAUGACGGGCAAGAUGUCUCGGGAGGAGGUGGCGUGUUGCUUCCUUCAAAUCCUAAGUGGGCUCACCUAUCUUCACAGAAUGGGGCUCGCCCACAGGGACAUGAAGCUGGACAAUGUGGUGAUGAACGAGAAUGGUAUUUUAAAGAUCAUUGACUUCGGGAGUGCCAGUGUUUUCAGAUAUCCCUUUGAGAAUGAUAUCGUCGAAGCCCAUGGUAAUGCCCCGUGCGAAUUCUUAAAUUGCCUUUUCUAAUCCGCCUCUAGGGAUCGUCGGAUCGGAUCCAUAUCUUGCACCAGAGGUAUGCAAUGACCUGAAAUACGAUCCUCAACCCGCCGAUGUCUGGUCUCUCGCUAUUAUAUACUGCUGCAUGACUCUCCGAAGAUUCCCUUGGAAAGCCCCCCGGCAGUCUGAUAACUCAUUCAAAAUGUUCUCGAUGCCCCCGGAGACCCCCAGCGGCUCCAACACCCCGGCCCCACUGCCGACCUCUCGAAAUCAUCAGAAUAGCCGCCCUUCUACCGCUAUUAAUCAAACAGCCUCUAGGGAGUCCUCGAAAGCUUUAGAAGGAACGGUUUCCAACCCGGCUCCUUCUACCGUCCAGGGAUCUGGCCAGCAUAUUAAGGGCCCUCACCGUUUGCUAAGACUGUUGCCACGAGAGUCUCGUCACAUAAUUAGCCGCAUGCUCGACUUGAGUCCCAAAAAGCGAGCCACACUGGAGGAGAUCUGGAACGAUGAGUGGAUUCAAAGCAUAUCGUAUUGUCAGCAGGAGGAAGCUGGAAAGGUCAUCAAAGGGGUGGGGCAUACACAUGUACUAGAGGGACAGUCCGGCGGGAGUAAUGCUAGUACGCGAAAGAGUACAAAGUGAGCGGAUGGCGAGCGCAGGGAAAAAGGAUAAUGGCAUGGGCAUCAGGCUGAGAUGUUAAGCCAUGAAUGUAUUACCGGUAAUUCUUGAUAUGACUCUAAACAAAAGAGGAGCAAUGCUUCCUCCCUUCGACUUGUAAAUCUUCUGUCUGCCGCCCCCCGGUCUUUCUCUCCCGCUCCCUACAACUUUUCUUUUUUGGUAAAGACUGGACUCUUUUUUUUUCUUUUCUUUUUCGGCACCGGUGAUUUCUACUCGUAUUCAGCAUUAUACAUUCUAUUUCUCAUUCAUUCUCCUUCCUACGAGCAUCGCCAUUUUUGAUUUGUGUACUCUUGUAUCUGAUGGAUGGUCCAGGUGAAUAGAGCAUUUUCUCAUAGUUUUCCAUACUCGAGUACACUGGUUAUAAUUAUCAAUCUCCUCUAUUCCCUUGCUUAGAUAGUCGUAUUCGAUUUAUGAUAAGUCUGCAUCCGUGCUUGGCACUAGUGUGAUAGCCAGGGUGGAUGAUUUUUCAUGAUGGCGUUAGUGAUGAGAAGGUUAUCGGAGUUUGGGGAGCGCCCCGUGACCGGAUCAGCACUGGAUUUUUUUUGUUUUCCUUCUGCUGAAUGCCAGAUGGCGGUAGGGAGUGGCGGUACCCUAAGUUCUAGAGGGUUCUUCCUCUGUUCCGAAUUGGGACUCGGCCAAUGCAAACUUUUGGGUGAAUUUUUUUUCCCGUAACCGACAAGUGCUGUACACAUAAGGACCUCGUCACUUCUGCCCCUCCAUCUCUUUCAGACUCCUCCUCAUCCUCAUCUCACCUCCUCCCCACCUCAACAAAUCACAAUAACAACCUCCUCCCACCCUUCGCUCUCUUUACACUUAUAGUAGCAUUCGGCUUUGCUCUUCCUGAAUAGGAUUUAAUUGCAUUUCCUUUUCUUUCAGCAUGGUUCUUCCAAGAGUCGUCCGCGCAGUAAGUUUUUUUCUCCGUUCCGCCAGUCCGCAAAUUUUUUUUCUUUUUCUCCCGACGGCAAGGCGUAUGAAGGUUUGAAACUGAUGUUCUUGUUUUUCUCAUAUAGAUACCCCGAACAACCGCUGCAUUGAGGUCUACACUUCUGCGGAAUGCCGUCAGGCCACCCAUAUCCGCAUUUGCAAGGUUUAAUUCCUCAGCUCCGGAGGGAAAAGUUCAGGGGCAGGUUAUCGGUAUAGAUUUGGGUAUGUUUGUAUCCGCAGUUCCGCUCCAAUGUACCCGGGGAUUGGGAAAUUGUUUGCUAAUCAUGCCCUAAUAUCAGGCACGACAAAUUCUGCUGUAGCUCUGAUGGAGGGGAAAACUCCUAGGGUAAUUGAGAACGCUGAGGGUGUGUUCCCGAUGCCCAGAAGAAUAUUCGUUGCGUGGUGAAUUGACCGAGUUGUAUUCCAGGUGCACGAACAACCCCCUCAACCGUUGCCUUCACUGCGGAUGGUGAGCGAUUGGUCGGUAUUGCCGCCAAACGCCAGGCCGUGGUUAAUCCUGAAAACACCCUCUUCGCCACAAAGCGAUUGAUCGGAAGAAAGUUCACCGACCCCGAGGUUCAGAAGGAUAUUUCUCAGGUUCCAUUCAAGAUUGUUCAGCACACCAAUGGUGAUGCCUGGGUUCAGGCCCGUGGUCAGAAGUAUUCUCCUUCCCAGGUUGGGGGCUUCGUUUUGCAAAAGAUGAAGGAGACUGCCGAGGCAUAUCUUAGCAAGCCCAUCAGGAACGCUGUCGUAACGGUCCCCGCCUACUUCAACGAUUCCCAACGUCAGGCCACCAAGGACGCUGGACAGAUUGCUGGUUUGAAUGUCUUGCGUGUUGUCAACGAGCCCACCGCCGCCGCUCUGGCCUAUGGUCUUGACAAGGACCAGGAUCGUGUCGUCGCUGUCUUCGAUCUUGGCGGUGGUACUUUCGAUAUCUCCAUCCUGGAGAUCCAGAAGGGAGUCUUUGAGGUCAAGUCCACCAAUGGCGAUACCCAUCUUGGCGGUGAGGACUUUGAUAUUGCGCUUGUCCGUCACUUGGUCUCGCACUUUAAGGGACAAACCGGUAUCGAUCUCUCUAGCGAUCGUAUGGCUAUUCAGAGGAUUCGUGAGGCUGCCGAGAAGGCUAAGAUGGAGCUUUCUUCCGCUCUUCAGACCGAUGUCAACCUUCCUUUCAUUACUGCUGAUGCUUCUGGGCCUAAGCACAUUAAUACGAAAAUGACGAGGGCGCAAUUCGAGUCCCUCGUCAAACCUUUGGUUGAUAGGACUAUUGAUCCUUGCCGCAAAGCCAUAAAGGAUGCCGCACUUAAAUCGACCGAUAUCCAAGAAGUCAUCCUCGUUGGUGGCAUGACCCGUAUGCCAAAGGUUGCUGAGACCGUUAAGAGCAUCUUCGGGCGUGACCCUGCAAAGGCUGUUAAUCCGGAUGAAGCUGUAUCCAUUGGCGCUGCCAUUCAGGGUGCUGUUCUUUCUGGUGAGGUUAUGGACGUUCUUCUACUCGAUGUUACUCCCUUGUCUCUCGGUAUUGAGACUCUCGGUGGUGUCUUCACGCGUUUGAUCAACCGCAACACCACCAUCCCCACCAAGAAGAGCCAGGGUAAGAAAAGGUCACUUCUUAUUACUAUUAUUUUACUAAUAUUAUCUUAGUUUUCUCCACUGCUGCCGAUUUCCAGACGGCCGUCGAGAUCAAAGUCUACCAGGGUGAGCGUGAGCUCGUUCGUGAUAACAAGCUCCUUGGUAACUUCCAACUUGUUGGCAUUCCUCCGGCCCACCGUGGUGUUCCUCAGAUCGAGGUCACCUUCGACAUUGAUGCCGAUUCCAUUGUCCAUGUUUCUGCCCAUGACAAGGCCACCGGCAAGGACCAGGGUAUCACUAUUGCCUCUGGAUCCGGUCUCAGUAAAUCUGAGAUCAGUUCCAUGAUAGAUGAUGCCGAGAAGUACCAGGAGGCCGACAAAGAGCGCAGGAGCACCAUUGAGAAUGCCAACCGUGCUGACUCUGUUGUUAGUGAUACUGAGGCCGCUCUGAAGGAAUACGAGAAGAAACUUGACAAAACUGAGGCCGAUGCCAUCCGGGAGAAAAUCAUGACCCUCCGUACAACCGUUACUAAGGUUCAGGCGGGAGACAGUUCAAUCACGGCUGAUCAUUUGAAAGAACAAACUGAUGCUCUUCAGACCGCAUCCUUGACUCUGUUUGACAAGAUGCAUCGUGCCCGCAAUGAAGCAUCUAACGAAUCCCAGGGCCCUGAUUCCUCGUCUGGCUCCGAUUCCUCGCCUGGCCCUGAUUUCCCGUCUGGCCCCGAGGGCGGCGAGAAGAAAGAGUAAGGUGAUGAACGAUGUGGUAUUCGGAAUUCGAUAAUUAUGGAAUACAAAAGUUAAAAAUCACGGGGUAUAAUGGAGAUUCCGGAAGGGUGUUGAUUCGCGUUUUUCCCGGGGGGGGGGGUUUCACAAAAAACUUGAGUGAUGUUUAUUUUGUCCUGAAACUAGAUCUGUGCUUCACUUUUUUUUUCUUCCACAUGUCUUAAGUUCAUCCGAACUUUUCGCUCACCUUCUUGUAUUUUCUUUUUUCCUUUAUUCCCUUAUCUUGUUACUCUCAUCGCUUUCAUGGUCGGUUGCUCAAAAAAUUUCCCCUUCCUCUUCACUCCCUCCUGGUCAGUUUUCUUUUGUCUUCUAAAAUUUCUACCAUACUCCUUCUCAAAGCCAUUGGGCGGAAGGUACGUCUGUAUUAAGAAAAACUAUCUCCGCUCUGUAAUACUACAACUGGAUGUUUACACCACUUCG